AAAGUUCCUUCUUACCUCCCCCCCACAAUGCUACCGCGAGGAGAGCGUUGUCCGAUCGAACUUUUGCGGUUGGACAUAACGAAGUGAAGCCGGUUUGAGAAGAGCCUGAAGCCUGGAAGGAGGGGAAGGGAAACAUGUAUAAAAAGGCUCAUGAAAAAGGAUUCUGAGCGUUUUCCUCUUAUCGCGUUUUAGACAUGACACCUUUCAUCGUUGCUCUUGUUUGCGCAAUUACCUUCGUAUCGCGGACAGCGGGGCAGAACUGUGGUGUAACUCGCUAUGGUAAUGCAUCAGAAAGAAUUGUCGGAGGCCGAUUAGCAUCUAGAGGCGAAUUUCCAUGGCAGCUGUCUUUGGAACUCAACCACCCCCAGAAGGGCACCAUUCCUCAUUUUUGCGGUGGGGUGCUCAUCGAUAAACAGUGGAUUUUAACUGCCGCGCAUUGCGUUGUAAAUCCCAUGUUUGUAUUGCCUCAUCCUACAUAUUGGAAGGCUCGAGUUGGAGAACACAACCUGAAAGAAUGGGAAGACAGUGAAAAAAAAAUUGCCAUAAGUCAAAUUUUUUAUUACCCUUGGUAUCAUGGUUAUGACAAUGACAUUGCCUUGAUGAAAUUGGCCGAACCUGUACCGGAAAAUUCUCACAUAAAACCUAUUUGUCUGCCAAAGGAAACUGACACUUUUCUUGGACAACAAUUCAAUUGCCUUGCGUCAGGUUGGGGCAAGGUCGACUUUUCAUCUAAAGCUUCCGACGAUCUUCGUGCUGUUGGCCUUCAGAUUUUUGACAAUAGUAAAUGCAUUGAAUACACCAACAAAUUUAGAAUUCCAAUCCAACCUUGGCAUUUGUGCGCCGGCACUCUUGAAGGAGGUAAAGGAACGUGUCAGAUAAAGAAUCUAAAGUCGCAACCAGUGGUAGGGAAGCCGGAUCAUCAAUUAGAAAGGCCAGACCAAAAAAUAAAUAAAUCUAAUGAUCAAGAGCAAAAGCUGAAUCAUCAAAGACAGCAGUCGAAAUCUGAAGCAGAGAAGUCGAAAGCCCACCUAGAAGCAUCGGACAUUCAAGUAGAAGAGCUUGGUUACCAAGCAGAAAAUUCGGAUUUACGCGUAGAAGAAAUAUCCGAUUCCCAGGGGCAGAAACUGGAAUCUCAAAUUAAAAAGUCGGAUUUCCAAAUAGAGAAGUCAGAUUCUCAGGUAGAAAUAUCGAAUCACCAAACGGAAGAGUGGACUGGAAAAACAAUUUUUCAGCAUUUUGGUUUCGAUACGUAUUUUCAGCACUUUAGUUUCAACACAUUUUUUCAGCAUUUUAUUUUCAUGUCUCUCACUCCAACAGAUUUUCAAGUAGAUAAACCGUACCUUCAAUUUGAAAAGAGAAUUGAAGGCAGAAAUAUAGAGCAAUUUAUUUUCAUGUCCUUAAUUCCAACACUUUUAAAAAUUUAUGGCUCUCUUGUUAUCUUUUGUGGGAUUAUCUCUUAUUUUCGUUAUCUCACUGUGUCAUCAUGUGCGGCUAUAUAUGUUACCAUUUAUGAUAUUGUCUUUGUGGUAUCAACUAUUGGAUUUUACAAAUUCGUCAUUUAUUUUGUCUCCAUCUAUCCAUCUACAGCAUUUCUUAUUGUUCUUUUGAGUAUUCUUUACUAUCAUCUUUGGUACACUGUACUGCCACCUUUAGUACUUCCUAUCUGAUAUUCUUGAGGAACCGAGUCUUUGUAGAACAUAAGGCAAUCAUAUCGUAUGCAUAGUUUUUUAAUCCUUCAUGUCCCUUGUUUAUAUAACCCAUUUCCUUUUGUACUAUAUGAAUAUUUAAUUAUUUCAUAGAAUUCACUUUUUGCAAGAGAAAAAGAUUUAUUAAUUGUGUUCAGAACGUCUCUUCUUAGCUUUUAUAACUUGUGACGAUAAUGUGGAGCUUAUCUACUGAACUGUAGGAAGAACUGAGAGACUCCAUAUGUCUUCUACAUAUAGAAGUGUACAGAGGAUGUCUUAAAAACUAGGAAUUAUAUAUUAUUGAGAUCUUAAAUAUUUGAUAUUGUAUAUUUCUGUAUUAAAGCUUAUGUACAUUUAUGUAUGAAAACUAAUUAAAAAGUAGAAAAUAAAGGAAUUUAUAAAAAAAGCAA
Messenger RNA from Stegodyphus dumicola, 2095 nucleotides. RefSeq names its product trypsin-like. Gene Ontology annotation, molecular function: serine-type endopeptidase activity. NCBI's taxonomy places the organism in Eukaryota, Metazoa, Arthropoda, Arachnida, Araneae, Eresidae. The record is from RefSeq and is a predicted model, not a curated record. Gene Ontology annotation, biological process: proteolysis.